Messenger RNA from Conger conger (European conger), 4012 nucleotides. It is a transcript of the gene ccdc57, whose product is annotated as coiled-coil domain containing 57. Bases 135 to 3257 code for a protein of 1040 amino acids. The transcript is spliced from 20 exons. The record is from RefSeq and is a predicted model, not a curated record. Lineage: Eukaryota; Metazoa; Chordata; Actinopteri; Anguilliformes; Congridae.
CAAUUCCAUUGGAACGGAAUGGAAAACAGCAUGGUGAAACGACUGCUUAUGGUUCUGGCACUUUACCGUGGAUAACGUUACAAGAAAUAGGAAAGGAAAACUAUUAAGCUUUUUGGAAAAAAAUAUAUUCGACGAUGGAGGAGGGGGAAGAUCUGGAGGCCCAGCUGGCCUGUAAGGAGAAGGAGUGGAAGGACCUGCAGACGCGGGGCAUCCAGCAGCUGGAAAGGGCGCUGCGGGACACGCGCGCCCAGCUCUCGGCCCAGGCGGAGCGUUUCCGGCAGCUGCAGGAAGACUUCCGGUUCAACCUGCGCGUGCUGGACGAGCGGGACCGGGAGCUGGAGCGCUACGACGUCAUGGCCGCCCGCCUGCAGGCUGCCGAGAGCGCCAGGCAGGCAGAGGCCAGCGACCUGCGCAUCCAAAUCAACAAGCUGCAGGAGGCCGUGGCCCGGGAGUCCGGGAAGCGCGAGGAGCUGCAGAGGCAGUACCAGCAGAGGCUGGCAGAGCACAGGCUCCAGCUGGAGAGAGUGCAAAGUGUGAAGGACGGUGACAUUCAGAAGCACAGAGAGGAGUACGAAACGCUGAAACGUGAGCUAGGACGCAAAAUUCAGGAGGUCGAAGGGGAGCUGGCUCUGCAGAAACAGGAGCUGAUGGGGGACUUUGACAGUGUGAUGAGGUCCAGGGAGCAUGAGUUCAACCUGCGGGCCGAUGAGAUGAGCAACACCGUCCUGUCCCACGAGCUCAAGGUGAAGCUGCUAAGUAAGGAGCUGGAGGUGCACGUCCAGGCCCAGAGCCAGGCUGCCGAGGCCCUGCAGGCCUGUGAGGAGCAGUGCUGCCUGGCACACAAGGACAUCCAGCGCAGAGAGUGGGAGGUCAAGGACAUCACCGCCAUCAAGAAUGCCCGAAUGAAGGAGCUUGAGGACAAACUGAGUUUAAUGGAACUUAACCAUGAAAAAGAAGAGGAAAUAUACCAGAGAAAGCACGAGGAGCUGGACCGCUGCGCGCGGGAGCGUGAGGCCGCCGUCAGCGGUCUGAGGGAGGCCCACAGCGAGCAGCUCCGCCAGGCCCAGUCCCACAGCAGGGAGCUGCAGGCCGCACUGGACGCUGCGCUCAUGGAGAAACGCAGGACAGAGUGGAGCCAUGCAGAUGCCCUGCGCGAGAAGGAGGAGCACAUCCAGAAGCUUCGUACGGAGCUGGAGACCACGCGCGCCGGCUGGGACACGCACAUCACGCAGGUUUCCAGGGACACCGUCUCCAAGGACGUGGAGCUGCAGACGCUGGGGGAGCGGGAGGGCAAGCUGAGGGCCGAGCUCCAGAGGAGCCAGGAGGAUGUGGAGAGGUACAAGCAGCAGCUGGCGAGCGGGGUGCAGAGGGAGCGGGCCCUGGAGCAGGCUCGGGUGCAGGUGGAGCUGGACUGGCAGCGGAGGAUGGAGGACGCACAGGCGGGACACUACCUGAAGAGCGAGGAGCUCAUUCAGGGCCUGACCCAGGCCAGAGACCAGGCCAUGGCAGAGCUGCAGGAGAAGGAGCGGGAGCUGCAGGACGUGAGGACCCUGCUGCACAGUGUGACCCUGGAGAGAGAGCAGGCCCUGCAGAGGGCCAGGGGCCCGCAGCUGCAGGGCAGCCCUGCGGAAGGUUCCGGCACCUUCCCCUCUGAGGAGAUCCAGCGUCUGCAGCAGCAGAACAGCGGCCUGCGCACGGCCAUCGCUAACAUGAGGAGGGACAUGGAGAGCCUGAGCGAGCAGCUGCUCACAGCGCCCCCUGAGCCUGAGCGCAGUACUGCAGGUGUGUCUGGGGGCCCCGGGGCUGCCGUAGGGGCCCAAGAGUACAGCCAGGCCCUGCAGGAGGAGGUGGGGGAACUGAAAGCCCGCUGCAGGCUCCUGGAGAACCAGCUGGAGGACGCGUCUAAACCCCCUCUACCCGCCCCCGCCCCUGUGUCUGCGCUCCCCGUCGCCCCCGACAACGCCUACCUCCAAAACCACAUCCGCUCCCUCAAUGAGACCAUCGGUGGUCUGCGAGCAGAGAAGGUGUCCAGCGCUGCCACUCUGAGGAAACAGGAAGUGAGACUGGCCCACCUGGAGUCCACCCUAUCCCAGCUCACACAGCAGACUCAUUCAAAGCAGGUGCAGUGCGACGAGCUGCGGUUCGAGCUGGCCAAUCAGAAGAAGCGGGCGGCGGGGGAGGAGGCGGGUCUGAGGCAGAGAUUGGCUGCGGUGGAGAUGGAGCUGGAUGAAGUGAGGAGAGAGGCGGAGGAGUACCAGAGAGGCAGCCUGCUGCAGAACCUGGAGGCCGUGGCCCUGGGGAACCAGGUUUCUGCACUGAAGCUGGACAUCGCCAGUGGAAGGGAGCCCAUUGUUGUUGAACAGAGUGCAGCGCUGAGGCUGCUCCAGCAGGAGAACCUGGCCUUACGGCAGCAGCUGCUGGGACAGGACUGUGGGGGGGAGAGGGGGCGCGACGCACCCCUGCUGCGCUCCAAACUCAAACAGGCCGUGCGCUGCAUCGCCCAGCUCACCCAGGACAAGCAGCGCCUCAUCGAGAUGGGCAACCGCCUCCGUGCCCAGCUCACCCACGCAGGGUCCGACGAUGCACAGCUGUCUGGUCCUGUUCAGAGACCUGCCUCAGCCCCUGAUCCCUCUGACUCUGCGAGUGGCCUCGCCCAGGUGCAGCAGAGUCGCCUGUCUGCUCUGGAGCAGCUGCAGUACAGGCUCACUACACAGGCAUUACAGCUUGCCCAGCUAGACCAGCAUAAAAAGGCAGCGCUGUCACAUCUCUCGAGGAAAGAGACCAGUGGGUCAGAUAGUUCAGUCAAUCCCUGGGACCAGCUACACACUAAGCCACAUACCAGAGGCAAGAAGGAGAACACGCCCCCGGAGAUGAGCCAAUCGCAGGCGGCUGAACGUUUGGACCCGGGCCAGCGGAGCAGGGGAAGGGGGCGCCCCUCCAGCCCUUCAGAGGCCCUCAUGUCAUCCGUAGGCACGGACCAAUCCCUGCGCGACAUCUGGCAGAUGCUGGAGAAGGGCUCGGACCUGUCCGUCCUUACGGCCAGGAGCAGCCCUGACAGAGGAGGGGAGACGGAAAAGACCAGAGGAACCAAUCAGGACUGGAGUAGCCACGCCCCAGAGAGUCAGGUGAGGGUGCAGGGCACUAAAGUGGCCGUGCAGAAGAGGAGGAACCCAAUGACAUCACACGCAGAAUCUGCCAACAGGCCCAGAGCUCAGGGGAAGACUGGCAAGAUAAGAAACUAUAAUAUCAAAGACUAACACAUGUCAAAAGUCAAAUGGGGAGGUUGUGUUAUUUUUUUAUAUUGAAUUUCAAGUCACAUGUAUGUGGACAUCAGUAUGCAUUUGAUCCAAAGUUGAUACAUUUAUGUCCUGACUUGUGUGCUGAUGUUUGAAGAAGAACAGACCAUGUUUGCAAAAAGCUGGAUGAUCAUGGCCAAUGUAAAUAUCAGCCCAUUGAUGUUUCAGGGACACAUUUUGUAGUCUUUCGGUUCAAACUGAAAAUUAACUAUGAUUUAUCAUUCAUUCUGACGGCAUCUCAGCUGCAUUAAAAGGAGAUAUUGACUUCUCCUUUUAGAGUGACUGUGUAAAUGAUUUUGAUUUUGUUCAUUGCCUUGGCCUUUAAUUCUGGAGGAUAGAUGUCAGGUAGGACUUUCCAGCACAAGGCUGGAGUGAGCUCAGUCGAGUGAUGUUUACCAGUCUGCAGACUGAAACAAGUGCCCAGUCAAAACUGCCAUUAUUUCACAGAAACUGUAAUGGUGGCACCUUUGAAGUGCAUCAUGUGUGACUGCAGCCAAGAGUUAGGUCUUGUAUGUUAUAAGUCUGAGUUAACCCAAAAGUAUUGGGAUUAGUCUAGAUGUUUGUUAAAUUCAUAGCCACUUAUGUUAAUAUCUGGUUCCAGGUCUCAUGAAAAACUGGUUACUGUAUCUAAACUGAUUUUUAAAACAUGAAGAAUGCACAUUUGUAUUGUACACUAUAAUUAUUCUAUUAAAAAUGUAUGUUUUCCAUUGUCCAAC